Molecule: messenger RNA, 2697 nt
Organism: Apus apus (common swift)
Lineage: Eukaryota; Metazoa; Chordata; Aves; Apodiformes; Apodidae
Gene: ANKRD13B
Product: ankyrin repeat domain 13B
Exons: 15
Coding region: 1-2193 (730 amino acids)
Cellular component (GO): cytoplasm
Molecular function (GO): protein binding
Source: RefSeq, a predicted model, not a curated record
AUGCCGGGCAGGGCGACUACAAGUCCCAUGAGGCCGGUGAGUGCGGGGGGGGGUGUGCGGGGGAACCACCGAGCGGGAGGUGCUGUGGCCGCCCCGCCCCGCACCCCCCGCGCCCCGCUCCGCCCCGCGCCGCGCCCGCCGCCGCUCCAGCAUGCACGGAGGAUGCUCGCCUCUUGCUCAGGCAGGAAGGGGCCGGAGGGCAGGUACCCUCUGCACUACCUCGUCUGGCACAACCGCGCCCGCGACCUGGACCGGGAACUGAGCGCCAAGCAGGCUGACAUCGAGCAGCUGGACCCCCGAGGACGCACCCCGCUGCACCUGGCCACCACGCUGGGCCACCUCGAGUGUGCCAGGGUGCUGCUGAAGCAUGGUGCUGACGUGGGCAAGGAGAACCGCAGCGGCUGGACAGUCCUGCAGGAGGCCGUGAGCACCCGGGACCUGGAGCUGGUGCAGCUGGUCCUGCGCUACCGGGACUACCAGAGAGCCAUCAAGCGCCUGGCCGGGAUCCCCAUCCUGCUGGAGAAGCUGCGCAAGGCCCAGGACUUCUAUGUGGAGAUGAAGUGGGAGUUCACCAGCUGGGUGCCACUGGUGUCCAAGAUCUGCCCCAGUGACACCUACAAGGUGUGGAAGAGUGGCCAGAACCUGCGGGUGGACACCACGCUACUGGGCUUCGACCACAUGACAUGGCAGCGGGGCAACCGCAGCUUUGUCUUUCGGGGACAAGACACCAGCGCAGUGGUGAUGGAGAUUGACCAUGACCGGCGGGUGGUCUACUCGGAGACACUGGCCCUGGCAGGCCAUGACCAGGAGGUGCUGCUGGCUGCUGUGCAGCCCACUGAGGAGCAGGUGAUGGGGAGGCUGACAGCCCCCGUGGUCACCACCCAGCUCGACACCAAGAACAUCGCCUUCGAGAGGAACAAGUCUGGGAUCCUGGGCUGGAGGAGUGAGAAGACGGAAAUGGUGAAUGGGUACGAGGCCAAGGUCUAUGGUGCCUCCAACGUGGAGCUGAUCACACGGACACGGACUGAGCACCUCUCAGACCAGCACAAGGGCAAGAGCAAAGGCAGCAAGACCCCCCUGCAGUCCUUCCUGGGCAUCGCCGAGCAGCAUGUGGGGCCCAACAAUGGGACGCUGAUCACGCAGACGCUGAGCCACGCCAACCCCACUGCCAUCACCCCCGAGGAGUACUUCAACCCCAACUUCGAGCUGGGCAACAGGGACAUGGGACGGCCCAUGGAGCUCACCACCAAGACACAGAAGUUCAAGGCGAAGCUGUGGUUGUGUGAGGACCACCCGCUGUCCCUCUGCGAGCAGGUUGCCCCCAUCAUUGACCUCAUGGCAAUAAGCAACGCGCUGUUCGCCAAACUGCGGGACUUCAUCACCCUGCGCCUCCCGCCUGGCUUCCCCGUCAAGAUCGAAAUCCCCAUCUUCCACAUCCUCAACGCCCGCAUCACCUUCGGGAACCUCAAUGGGUGCGACGAGCCCGUCAGCUCCCUGCGGCACAGCCCCAGCAGCGAGGCACCUUCGCCCAGCAGCGACUCCUCCAGCGUCAGCAGCUCCAGCUCCCUGACCUCGUGCCGAGGGUGCGAGAUGGACCCGGCGCUUUUUGAGGUCCCGCGGGGGUACAGUGUGGUGGGCACCCACCAGGACACCCUGCGGGAGGAUGAGGAUGACCUGCUGCAGUUUGCCAUCCAGCAGAGCCUGCUGGAAGCAGGCAGCGAGUACGACCAGGUCACCAUCUGGGAAGCACUGACCAACAGCAAGCCAGGCACCCACCCCAUGUCACACGAGGGCCGCCGAGGAGACAGGUUGGACUCCCCAGCACACAGCAGCCCCCCGGCCCCCCUCUGCCCCAUCCCCGGGGGGCGGUGGCGGGCCCAGCGCCCUGUUCCCCAGCUACGCGGAGCAGCUGCGUCUGGCCAUGGCGCUGUCGGCGCGGGAGCAGGAGGAGGCCGAGCGCCGGACGCGCCAGGAGGAAGAGGAGCUGCAGCGGAUCCUGCAGCUCUCACUGACGGAGAAGUGACCCCGCAACCCCACUCAGCACCCCCCUCCACCCACCCCAGUGGGGAUGGUGCCAUACGUGGGGGUAUGGAGUGGGGAGCGGGGUGGGGGAAGACAGCCCAAGCGCUGCAGAGGGCAAAGGAGGGAGGGGGCACAGGACUUGGCCCUGUUUGGGGGAGGUCAUCCCCAUAGCUGGGGUGGUACUGGGGUGCGGGGCGGGGGUUGCACCUCAGAGCAGGACAGGGUCGGGGUGGGUGACAAUUGGGGUGGCAGGGACCAGUGGGGGCAACCCCACGGACUGUACCCCACCCCUAGGACAGCCCUAGGCCCCUGCCAACAUCUGUAUGGGGUGCUGCUUGGCCCCAAACCCCAGGAAGGUGAGGGAGGGGGCACAUCCUGCCCCAUAUCGGGCGGAGGCGGGGGGGCUGCCUGUUCCAUAGGGUCCCGGGGUCCCCAGAGCUGGGGGUCUCUGCCCAGGCCCCUUGGUCCUCCUGCCCAGACACUACCAAGUGCACUUACCCGGGAGCUGCUCUGCCUGCCAGUGGGGGUUGGCGGUGGGAGGGGGGGCCCUGCCCCAUUGCACCCCAUCAUGGGGCUGCACAGCUGCCCCCAUCCUGGCAGAAGGGUCUGCUGGGGCAGCCAAGGGGGUGCCUGCAAAGGCUGCCCAGUGUCACCCCCCUCCCCUUCCCCCCUGCU